Messenger RNA from Jatropha curcas, 1745 nucleotides. RefSeq names its product myo-inositol monophosphatase like 1 (gene IMPL1). NCBI's taxonomy places the organism in Eukaryota, Viridiplantae, Streptophyta, Magnoliopsida, Malpighiales, Euphorbiaceae. Gene Ontology annotation, biological process: inositol metabolic process; signal transduction; phosphatidylinositol phosphate biosynthetic process. Gene Ontology annotation, molecular function: inositol monophosphate 1-phosphatase activity. The record is from RefSeq and is a predicted model, not a curated record.
CUGUGCAAUGUAGAAAAUUGGGUCUCUAUAGCACUUAUUUUAAUAUUUUCCCAUUUGAAUACAGACAAGAAAAUAUUUGGUUGAUGCACAACACUUUCAUGCCUCAUCAGAUCCUCUAAAGAGAAAACGGAAAAACAAGUCUUCUCUGCAACUGAAAGUAUCAAUCACAGCAUUUGAACUUUGAAGCCUCUAUUAGCAUUGAAAUGGGCAGAUCGCUAGUCUUUUCCACAAACAUGCCUCUUAGAUUUUCUCACAUACCCAGAUCAUUUCCCCCUUCCAAUUACCUAAACCAAUGUUUUCCACAAAGAUAUAGUGAAAAUUCCCAGUGUGGGUAUGGCAGUAUUCACUUGAAGCUAAAACCUAAAAGAAAUUUAUGUACGAAGGCUGUAGUGUCAGAGUUUCCUAAUCAAAAGCAAUAUCCCAAAGUGGGUGCCCAAUCAACUGGACCUAUACCAACUAGCCAGCUCAUUCAAGUAGUUGAGACUGCUGCAAAGACCGGUGCUGAGGUAGUGAUGGACGCGGUGAAUAAGCCUCGAAAUAUCUCGUAUAAAGGACUUACUGACUUGGUGACAGAGACAGAUAAAAUGAGUGAGGCUGCUAUAUUAGAAGUUGUCAGAAAGAAUUUCGGGGAUCAUCUUAUUCUUGGUGAGGAGGGAGGAGUCGUAGGAGAUACAUUAUCUGAUUAUCUCUGGUGCAUUGACCCUCUAGAUGGAACAACAAACUUUGCUCAUGGUUAUCCCAGCUUUGCUGUCAGUGUGGGAGUUCUGUAUCGAGGACAUCCUACUGCCGCUGCUGUGGUAGAGUUUGUUGGGGGCCAUAUGGCCUGGAAUACUCGUUUAUUCUCAGCUACUGCUGGUGGAGGAGCAUUUUGUAAUGGCCAAAAAAUCUAUGUGAGUCAAACGGAUAAGGUGGAGCGGUCCCUUCUUGUGACUGGAUUUGGUUAUGACCACGAUGAUGCGUGGGCUACCAACAUUGAAUUAUUCAAGGAGUAUACUGAUAUCAGCAGGGGUGUGAGAAGGCUUGGUGCUGCUGCAGUUGACAUGUGCCAUGUAGCUCUUGGCAUUGUUGAAGCAUAUUGGGAAUACCGCCUAAAACCAUGGGAUAUGGCUGCUGGUGUCCUGAUGGUUGAAGAAGCUGGUGGGACAGUUACUCGCAUGGAUGGUGAAAAAUUUUGUCUUUUUGAUAGAUCUGUUUUGGUAUCCAACGGCGUGCUGCAUGCAAAGCUCUUAGAGAAGAUUGGACCUGCAACUGAGAAAUUAAAAUCUAAAGGAAUCGAUUUCUCACUGUGGUAUAAGCCAGAAAAUUAUCGCACAGAUUUUUGAAAUAUGCCCAGAGUUCUCUUCUCAUUCAAAGCUUUUACAGCAACAAACAGGUAAUGGUUUGGUUACCACCAGAGCAGGCUACCUUGUAGAUUUCCUUUGCAGUCCUCUUCUACAGUGCUGAAGAACCGGGAAGCGAAGACAAGGAAUUGAAGAGGGUCAGAAUAAUGAAAUGCUGAUGAUGAUGACAGGAAGCAUAAAAUUUAAUGCUUGUAUUAGUUUCAUUACCUUUGAAUAAUCAUGUAACAAUGUGUUUAAUUCAGUGUUAUUAAACUCAGUCCGGACAUUGACCCGGCUAAAGAACUGGAUAGAUGAGCUAUUAGUUUAUCCGGUGGAUCAAUGGUCCAAUUAAUGGAUAAUCAAAAUAUUAAUAAUAAAUAUUGAUGAAAUAAUUAUAAUUUAAAAUACCGAUAAAAUUAUGAUUAA